AUGGUACGUAGUAGUGAAGGCAUUCGAAUUGCGACCGAACAACAAGAUGAAAGAAAUGGUGGAAGACCGUUAAACAUAGCUAAAAAAGUGAUGAUAAUAUUUACUGAUGGAUGGUCAAAUAAGGGACCUGAUCCUGAACAAAUGAGUAAAGCAGCAAAAACUGCCGGUUUUACUAUUUAUUCUGUUGCAUAUGAGAGUCAAAAGCCGGAAAAUGAGGACUAUGCUGGUUUAAAUCAGUACACCAUUGAAGCUGUCGCAGAUGAUUUAAAACAUAUCUACAAUGAACGGAACUUUAAUGAAUUGGUCGAAGAAUUAAGAAAGCGCAACGUGCCGUGCAUGUGA
Messenger RNA from Dracunculus medinensis (Guinea worm), 342 nucleotides. Lineage: Eukaryota; Metazoa; Nematoda; Chromadorea; Rhabditida; Dracunculidae. The record is from the annotation of a GenBank genome assembly.